This is a messenger RNA of Conger conger (European conger), 1289 nucleotides long. It is a transcript of the gene fut9a, whose product is annotated as fucosyltransferase 9a. The transcript is spliced from 2 exons. Lineage: Eukaryota; Metazoa; Chordata; Actinopteri; Anguilliformes; Congridae. Gene Ontology annotation, cellular component: membrane. The coding region runs from base 120 to 1196 and encodes 358 amino acids. Gene Ontology annotation, molecular function: alpha-(1->3)-fucosyltransferase activity. The record is from RefSeq and is a predicted model, not a curated record.
CUUGUCCUCGCAACAGGAAUGCAAGAUCAUUUUUUGCCUUUAACAUUGCAUUUAACAUGGAAUUAAAAUUUUAAUAUUGCCUGGAUUUCAACACCAUUCCAAGUAUUUCACGAAAAAGCAUGCCAUCUGCCUCUUUCCACGGAAUUCUACGACCUCUCUUAAUCGCCACCUUUUUACUGGGCUGUUUUGUGACUCUGUUUUUGAUGUAUUUUAAGCCAUCCAGUAGCUGGCUAUCUGGCCCAGUGGAGUCAGCAACAUCCACACUCAAGGUGAAGCACCUGUUUGCCAAAAAUGAGCAGAAUCAAACUAUCAUACUAAUUUGGCUGUGGCCCUUUGGCCAAACCUACGAUCUCAGCGUCUGCAGUUCGCUGUUUAACAUUGACGGUUGUUACUUGACCGCUGACAGGAAUCUCUACAACCAGUCAGACGGGGUUAUCAUCCACCACCGCGACAUCAGCAGCAACCUUUCAAAUCUCCCCCCCUUGCAGCGGCCCUCUUUCCAGAAAUGGAUCUGGAUGAACCUCGAGUCGCCAUCACACUCUUCACAGUUGCCUGGUCUGGAGAACCUGUUCAACCUGACACUGAAUUACCGUCAGGACGCUGACAUCAUAGUGCCUUAUGGGUCCAUAGUUGCGAACCAGAAGGAGGAGGAGUUUGUGGUGCCAAGCAAGAGCAAGCUAAUCUGCUGGAUCGUCAGCAACUGGAACCCUGAGCACAUCCGUGUCAAAUACUACAACGAGCUCUACAAGUACGUGGAGAUUCACGCCUAUGGGCAAGCUUUCGGGGAGUACGUCAAUGACCAGAACUUCUUCCCAAUCAUAGCCACCUGCAAGUUCUAUCUGUCCUUUGAGAACUCCAUCCACAAAGACUACAUUACAGAGAAGCUGUACAACCCGCUAGCUGUCGGCUCAGUGCCGAUCGUCCUCGGGCCAUCGAGGCAGAACUACGAGAACUUUGUUCCCGGCGAUGCCUUCAUCCAUGUGGACGAUUUCCUCUCCCCGAAAGAGCUGGCUGAUUUCAUAUUUUUCCUGGACAAGAACGAAGAGAUGUACCUUCGUUAUUUUCGCUGGCAUAAGCACUUUACUGUAAAGAAAUCUUAUUUUUGGGCAGAACACACUUGCCUCGCUUGUGAUUACAUUAAAAGGCACAAGGAGUACAAGGUCUUCAAUAACCUUGACAAAUGGUACUGGGGUUAAAAUAAACUAAACUGCUGUUUGUGGAUGACACAAUCAUUCUUUUGGCAAAUUAUGAGUACAUUUGAAAGAAUAAUCCACUGUUCAUUAAUUGAA